Messenger RNA from Sardina pilchardus (European sardine), 3298 nucleotides. Its product is annotated as calcium-activated potassium channel subunit alpha-1-like. Lineage: Eukaryota; Metazoa; Chordata; Actinopteri; Clupeiformes; Clupeidae. The transcript is spliced from 27 exons. The coding region runs from base 129 to 3221 and encodes 1030 amino acids. Gene Ontology annotation, biological process: potassium ion transmembrane transport. Gene Ontology annotation, molecular function: large conductance calcium-activated potassium channel activity. Gene Ontology annotation, cellular component: postsynaptic membrane. The record is from RefSeq and is a predicted model, not a curated record.
GUGGUGUACACCAACCUACAUCUACAUCCAUCAAUGUUGCCAGCGAAGCAGAGUUGGCUUCCCAUGUGCACCACCUAGCAGCUUUUAGCCCUCUGCUGUGUCUUCCUGGAGCCACAGCUUCUUGCGUUAUGGAGCGCUUCAGCAAACCUGAGCCUCAUCUCCUCCUCCCUUACUGUGUCUACCGUGGCCAUCGGGUAUGGUGGGUCCACUUGUGCUCCUCUCUGUCUGUCUUCCUGGGAGGGCUGCUGCUCCUUCUACUCCUCAGGAGCUGCCACUUUGGCCUCAACACGGUUGGCACGGUACUGCCUGAAUGGAUGUGGAAACGUCAGCGAAAAAAGGCUGUGAUGUCCAAAGUAAAUCUGAGCUCCGCGUUGAAAGAAUGGGCAGUGAAGGUCAUUUCUGCCCAGCAGCUCUCAGGACAAAUCCUGAUGGUGAUUUUCUUUUGCUUCAACACCGGAUCAUUCGUACUGUAUCUACUCCAAACACCAGAACCUGUUGAGCAUUGCAUAGAGGCGCAUGGCAUUACAUCUCUCAUGGAUCUGAUCUUCAACAUUGCCCAUCUUCUUCAUUUUGGAUUCAGGUUUCUUGCAGCACAAGAUGUGCUCCAGUUCUGGGUGGAAAUGAAGACGCUAGUGGAUUUCAUAACCAUCCCGCCCUCCUUCAUCAUGCUCACCACACGUAGAGCAUGGCUAGGACUGAGAUUCAUCAGGGCUCUGUACAUCCUGGAGCUUCCAUUGAUCCUGCAAGUGCUUGGCAUACUCAAGAGCAACACAUCCCUGAAGCUGUCCCGCCUCAUUGGCAUUAUUGUAGGAACUCUGCUCACCUCUGCUGGGCUCAUCCAUCUGUUUGAGAGCUCAGGUGACCCCUGGCUGGAUUUCCGUAACAAGGCACCUCGCAGCUACUUCGACUGUAUCUACUUCCUGGUCGUCACCAUGUCAACAGUGGGUUAUGGCGAUGUGUACAUGAACACUGUGCUGGGUCGCCUGUAUGUCACAGUCUUCAUUGCAAUUGGCCUGGGCAUGUUUGCCACCUUCGUCCCAGAGGUCGUAGAGAUUGUAAUAAAUAGGGAGAGAUUCGGUGGGAGAUAUAAAGAUGAAGGAAGACUGCAUGUGGUGGUGUGUGGACACAUCACUCUGGCUAGUGUGUCAGCGUUCAUGAGAGAGUUUCUCCAUGAGGACAGGGGAGAUGUUAACAUCAGGGUGAUUUUCUUGGGGAAUUUUUGCCCUGACCAACAAUUGGAGGCUUUCUUCAACAGGUGGUUCAUGCAUGUUGCCUUCUUCCAAGGUUCUGUUUUAAAGCGAACAGACCAGGAGAGAGUGAUGCUGCAAAAAGCGAGUGCUUGCUUGAUUCUCUGUGAUAGAAAUGCCACAGACCCACACAAUGAGGAUGUCACCAAUCUCAUGAGGGUGAUCUCCAUUAAACAGUGCUGCCCCAACACCAGAGUCAUUGUGCAGAUGUUGAAACACAACAGCAAGGCUUACCUGCAGAAUGUGUCCAACUGGGAGUGGAGCCGGGGCGACGACGUCAUCUGCCUGUCAGAGCUCAAGCUGGGCUUCAUGGCUCAGAGCUGCAUGGUGCCAGGAAUCUCCACGCUCCUGGCCAACCUCUUCAGCAUGCAGGGCUCUGCCCAGACAGAUGAAAGUUCUUGGCGGAGGCUUUAUAAAGAGGGCAUGGACAAGGAGAUUUACACUGAAUACCUCUCCAGUUCUUUCACAGGCCUCUCAUUUGCAGAAGCCAGCAAAUUGUGUUUCCUGAAGCUCCAUAUGAUUCUGAUUGGAAUAGAGUACCAAGACAGGGAGGGGGAGUACUGUGUUUUAGUGAAUCCUCCGAGCCACAUCAAGAUAAAGCAAAAGACCCUGGGCUUCCUCAUUGCGAGUGAUGCAGCAGAUGCACAUAGAGCCAGUUUUUAUUGUCGCAUUUGCCACAGCGACAUUGAGGAUAUCUCGAGAAUGAAACCAUGCAAGUGUGUGAAUGUUUCCGUGUCCUCAUCUUCACUCCUGAGCCUUAGACAGCCAUCGUUGGGAAUUCUCCCCUGCCUGGAACGGGAGGAUGGUGAGUCAGUUUCGGAGCCUUUGGAGGAUGAAGAGGUGAGGCUGGACUCCACAGGGAUGUUCCACUGGUGCCACCCCGUCCCGCUAGAGGACGUCUCGCUGACCAGAGACAGAGCGUCGGUGCUGCCGCUGCGCCAGCACGUGGUGGUGUGUCUGUUUGGGGACGAGAAGUCCAGCCUGCUGGGCCUGGGCGACUUCAUGAUGCCGCUGAGGGCCAGCAGCAUCACCACCCCUGAACUCAAGACCGUUGUGUUCCUGGGAGACCCCAACUACUUCAGAAGGGAGUGGCCCAAUAUCCGAUACUUCGACAAGAUUUACUUCUUGCCUGGCUCACCUCUGUGCACGGCUGACCUGCGGGCAGUGCGGGUGGAGACCUGUGCCAUGUGUGUGGUCCUCAGCACCUUCAGCAACCCCGAGCACUUUGAGUCAUCCAUGCAGGACAAGGAGACCAUCCUGUCCUGCGUCAACCUCUUCCACACGCGCUUCACCCGCGAGCCCUCCCAGUUGCACGGCCUACACGGCCGCCGCAGCAGCUACGGCUACCCAGGGCCUCGGCUACCAGAAGCCUCUCCACCUCCUCCAAAGAAAGGGACCACAAUUCCUCUGCUGGUGGAGCUCGUGAACACCUCCAACGUCCAGUAUGUGAGUGAUGCGGAAGAGCUCAAGAGCUGCCCGGGUAUGACUUUGACCCAGGCGUUUGCCGUCGGCUCAGUGUUCUCCAUGGACCUGCUGGACUCUCUCAUGGCGGCUACAUACUUCAAUGCCAACGUGCCCAACCUGAUCAACACGCUGGUGACGGGCGGAGACACGCCCGCCCUGGAGGCCCAGCUGGCGGAGGACAACCAUCUGCGCGAGGGCGAUAUGUGCUUGAGACUGAACAUGCUGCGCCAACGCUCCAAACUGGCACAGCUGCGGCUGGAUGACGAGCCCCUCUGCCGCCUGCAUUGCCUCAAAUACGAGGAUCUGUUCGUCCAGGCCUUGGACUCGCUGGAGAUCCUGUGCUUCGGGCUCUAUCGGCUGCUGGAUCCUCCCAACCCAUCUAUGAAGAGGUUUGUGAUCACAACCCCCCCGAGGGACCUGCCCCUGGAGCCUGCCGAUAAGGUCUUCUGCUCAGUACCCUUCCACCAGAGCCACCAGCUCACGCGGCGGGGGUCCCAAAGUCCCAACUAGACCCUGGACUGGACAGGGCAAGAGUGGACUGGAGACAUGGCGAGUGACCUCCACAGAGGUUUGGAAGAGAGACUACU